AUGACUGAAUUGGUCGAUAACCCGGAGACGCUUGAACGCACCAAAGACAGGCGAUUCAAGUUCCAAAGCUUUAAUCAGCGUGUGGAGAGCAUCAAAGUCGACGUAUUACGGCGAUCGCGGAUAGUCAGCGACAACCCGGACGAGCAUGAUUCCUUUUUCUACGAGUCGCUUAUGGAGUGGAAAGAGCUUAACCGCUCAAGGCAUUUCCAAACGUUCUUCAAGGAGAUGGUACCACUCUGCAGGACGCUACCUUCCAUUGUCUACAACAAGGAAAAGAUUAUCGGUGUAUUGGUUGAGCAUUUACAAGUUGAAGAGAGCAUGGCAUUGGAUGGAAUAUUAGAUUUGGUGACCAAAUUAGCCAAAGAUCUGGAAGGGGAAUUCUAUCCUUACUUUAUGCAAAUUUUUACUCACAUGCUCCCAUUGGCUGCACGACGAGACGUGGUUGUCAUCGAGUCUCUCUUCAACUCUAUGGCAUAUCUUUUCAAGUAUCUUUCAAGGCAACUUCUCAAUGACUUAUGCGCUGUAUUCUCCAAAAUGUGUCACCUUUUGGGCAAAGAUCAACAUGUGCGAGCUCAUAUUCGACGAUAUACCGCAGAGGCAUUUGCAUUCUUGAUGCGGAAAGCACGUAAGGAGAAGCUGGCGGAUCUCAUCAGACACAUCUUGGAAUCGUUGCUUGAAAAUGGAACCGAGGAAUACAUCGAGGGCUUGUCAAUGCUGUUCUUUGAAAGCAUGAAGCAAAUUGACCAUCGACUCCAUACCAAAGCAGAGCCUAUCUACAAUGAAUUAUUGACACAGGUCCUUAAUCAUGAGAUGCCGGUUGAUCAAUUAGAAUCGCAUCCUCUUGUUGGGUUACUGCAGAAAUCGACGUUGCUUUUGAUUCACCAUGCCAACGCAGAACAUCUUGUGCCUAUUAUGGAUAUGGUCCUUGCAAAUCUGGAUGGUCAGCUUGAAUCGGCCAAGUUGGAUGAGAUCAAGACAGCCGUUCUCCUCUCUAUACUUAAUGUAAUGGUGACUGUGCGCAAAGGCAAACGUGUCAAAGACUUUGUGCCGAUCGUACAACGUAUGCAGCGUGUUGCACAAGCCGUCUUUGCACAACCCAGCAACGUCUACUCCGAUUAUCUUUACAGUGAAGCUCUCAAUGUGGUCGCUGGUAUCUUGACACUUGGUUCACUUAAGAGUGUCUUGAGCGGUGUUCGUAUGGUGCUCGAAUCUGUGAUUGCAUUUGACAAUGUCGACCUUGUUUAUGGCUUCUUCCUUGGUUUGUCAAAGUUGGAUUGGAAUGAUUUUGCUCAAGCUGCUGGCCCCUAUCUUGUGAGAUACACAGCUGCCAAGGUUGAAACCCAUCCUAGACAAACCAUCUUAUUGCUCUCGCAGAUUACUUCCUCGGGUGCCCUCGACUUGCCUGAAGAUCAUCUUUCAUCCUUUAUUACGCCCGAAGGUCUUGUACGAUUUCCAACAAACACGGUGCCCAAUAAGCUGUUACAAGUUCUCUCUGAUACGUAUGAUUGGACAAGCGAACGUGAUACGCUUAAUAGCCUUGAUUUUUCAAUGGAACAUGAUUCAUCUGCUAUCACUUUUCUCUCUGCUUCAUUGUCCUUACUUCAGCGUGUUCACCUUCCUGAAUCAGCUAUCCCCGCCAUUGUCCAUUUGAUUGAUUCACUUGACGAUUACAUCGCAUCCAACGAGAAAGAUGAUGCUGUCAUCAAUACCAGCUUCGUGGUCGCUCACAAGAAUUUCGUUCUCCAAGUGCUUAUUGGCUAUUGUAUUGAAACGAUUACAAAGCUCAUCACUACCAGCGGCAACACUGCAGCAUCGACAGAGGAUUUCUAUGACAAAUUUGUGAAUCAGUUAUUGAAGACCCAUGGACGUAAUGAGGUUGUUCUUCGUGGCGUUUUCCAGUAUCUUGAUCAUUUGCGAUCCAGCUCAACAAACAAUGAUAAAUUCAGCACCGAGCAGUUGACCAACAUCUAUCCUUUAUUGAAAUUCAACUUGUCCUCUUAUCAACCCAAUUGCCGCCUUUACACUUGCAAGAUCCUCGCAUUAUAUGACCAACCUUUGAUGAUCAAAGACAGCCAACACCGUGAAGAUGAACCAUGUGAGCUGGCGCAUGUUGCAACUGAUCUUGAAGAAGCCGAACUAUCAUUGCAAGAUUUCCGUGACAAGAUCAUGUAUACUCAAAAGCUUACGAUCAUUGCACGCACCGGGCGUUUGCCAGCCCUGUAUCACGAUUUUCCAUUGCGGAUGGCUCUUGGCUUGUUGAAUAUCCAUCUACGACCCAUGUGGGAUGAGGCUAUCAAUUUGCUUGCAGAAUGCGCUGAAUUGAAUGAGGAAGAAUACUGGAAUGUGUGCUUCAGGGAGCUCUCCAAGUUCGAUGAUCAGGCACAGCUUGUAUAUGAUGGCUUCUCCAAAAAGGCUUUUGCGAGAUACGCUGAGGAACCAGAAAUCAAGACUGGACAAGCAAGCAAAAUCGGCAACAUUUCAUUCGAGUGUCCAAACUUGAACAAGCAUCGCACUGUUGCAGACCAGGCCUUAACAGCAAUUCGAGAUGAAGCUUCAACAGAAUUUGCACUCCUCUUUAUUAAGCUCUCUCGUCAAGAAGAUGCAUACAUGGAUUAUUGGAAUUAUUACAAGUUGAUCCUUCAGUCAUUUAAACGCACCACAACGAUUGCUGAGAAGCAUGGAGAGCAGCUCAUUCCUUUGUUCAUGUCAUUCCUCGAUGUUGAAUAUAAGACUGCAUUGGAACGUGACGACUUGAUGGAGCAAGAUACCCAAGAACAAGGAGAGGAACAGGAUGACAGCAUGGAUAUUGAUCGAGAAUCGCAUGAUUUGGCACUCUUACCUCGCAACAAAGCAGUUGUCAAAAGCAAGUUAUUUGCAUGGCUCGACCUUUUUGGUGCUUUCUCCAAUCCCCGCAACAUGUACAUGAGCAAAGAAUUGCAUGCCAUCUUUAUGCGCUUGAUAGCGAAGAGCGACACCAAACUUCAAAAAGCAGCUCUCGAAUGUCUUUUGGCAUGGAAAGAUCGCCACGUGCGCCAAUAUGGUGAUAACCUUCGCAACCUUCUCGAUGAAGAACAAUUCCGUGAUGAGUUGAUGAUGUUCCUUGGCAACGAAGAACAGGCCAUGAUUGAUCCUGCUCAUCGUCGUGGGCUGAUGCCGGUUGUUAUGCGAAUUUUAUAUGGUCGUUAUGCCCAACGCGCUGUCAAAUCCAAUCGUAAGGUGGCCAUUCUCGACUCGCUCGUUUUCUGCAAAGACGAAGAGAUCCAGUAUUUCUUUGAUUUGCCAUUGGCAGGCUACAAGUCGAUUCUUCAGAUUUCAGAUGAAAUGAAGGAUGAAAAUGGCAAGAUUAUCGAAUUUAGUCUGGCUGAUGAAGGUGAUCGCAUCAUGAAAGAUAUACCCUUUGGACGACACAAUGCCUUCCUUGAUCUCUUGAAGGGAUUGAUGACCACGAUGAGCUCCAAGAUCAUCCCAUUCUUGUCUCCAUUCAUGAAGAUUUUGUUGUAUAUCGGCAAAUACACACAGCGCGGUGGCGACACUCAUCAAAGCAACCAAUUAAGAGCAAUCAACAAUGAAGCCCUACAACGCCUUAUUGAGAUCUUCAGAUUGCAUGGUGAUUUCGAUUUCAGUCCCUAUCUGCCAGCCAUCUUUAGCACAUUUGUUGCUCCACGAGUUCCUAGUCUACCCAACGAAGCAGCACUUAACAGAGCACCUAUCUUGGCAUUGUUUGCUACAUGGACAGAUCGUGUGGCACGCCUUGCAUACUUUAUUGAUUGGGAGGAAUCAUUACUACCCCAAAUGAUCAAAGUGUUGGGUGCAAAGAAGAUCAUCGAAUCGAAUCUUUCUACCAUCUUGGGUAUCAUUGAAGCUAUUCUUGACGCCUGCGAUCGUGACGAAGAGGAUACAUUGAAGGAACGCAUGAUCUUGCCUUACGUCGACGUGUUGCUUGAGAACUUGCAUUUCCGCCUUACCCAAUCGAAGGAUGAUGCCACAUUCGGUACCAGCCAGUAUACGAUUAGAGAAAUUGUCAUUGUCUCUCGACUCGCACCACUCACUCAAAAUGGCGAACAAGCAGCGGUCAUUGUUGAUGUAUUGCUACCAAGUUUGCGUAAGCCAAGCCGACAGAUUCCUGAAACAACAAAGAACCAUGUAUUGGAAUUAUGGGCUAAGCUUAUUCCAAUCAUACCUGGAUUCGAAUGCGAUUCGAUGCUUUAUCACCAAUACUACAACACUGCUUCGCUGCUCUUCUCGACAUUACGCAGUCGUGAAUGCCGUGUAUCAUUACAACAGCUUUUCAAGAUGUUCGUGCAAGUAAAUCCAGCUUUGAGCAAGGUGGGAAAGCUCAUUGAAGAUCUCAAUUCAUAUUCUCAAAAGCGACUUGACGAGCCUGAUUAUGAUCGCAUGCUUGACGCACUCAAUACUAUUGCUGACGAGUUACAUUCCGAUUUCAAUCACCAUCAUUGGUUACCGCUUUUGCAUCAAUUUAUCCACAACAUGCAUGAUGUUGAUGAGAUGGCUGUCCGUGGAGCUGCUACAAACUGCAUGAACGUGUUCUUGAGGUCUGUCAAUGAUAAAAAGGACGACGAGAAGGAAUAUGAGAAGUUGACUGGAUACGUCAACCAUAUCGUGUAUCCUGCUAUCAAACGAGGAUUGGUCAAUCGCGUGGAGCUCAUUCGUGUUGAGUUUAUUGGUGUGCUCGAUACAGCUGUCAAGACAUUCCCAACAAUGCCAAUCUUUGCUGAUAUGGUUCCAUUGCUUGUUGGUGGUGAUGAGGAAGCCAACUUUUUCAACAAUGUAUAUCAUAUGCAGAUUCAUCGACGAGAACGUGCCCUUGUUCGUUUGGCUGAGGUGGCUGAUACAGGUGUCUUUGGCAGUUCCACCAUCAAUGGCGUAUUGGUUCCUCUUGUCACCGCAUUCUUCUAUGAAUCCAACCGGGUCACAGAGCAUAAUUUGGUGAGCCGUGCCGUUGAAGCCAUCUCCGCUUUGGCCCGUCAGCUUAAAUGGAGCCAAUACUACCAACUUUUCAAGCAAUACAUGGAGCUCGUCACGCAAAAAGAGGAUAUGGAACGACUUUACGUGAGAAUUGUUGCUGGUAUCUUGGAUGCUUUCCACUUUGAUUUGCAAGACGUGGAAGUAUCGGAUGAAAUGGCAGCAAAGGUUGUGGGUCGUCAAAAGACUACGAUCGAAUUCCGUUCUUCUGAACAGCUCAUGGAUCAGCACAAAAAGGAGGAAGAAGAGGCUGCAAAGGAAGAUGACAAUGCACCCCAAGAGAAGGAAUCAAAGAGCCAUGCUGAAAAGAUCCAUGAUAUGGUUAUCACAAAGAUGCUUCCACAAUUGAACAAGUAUCUCCUCAACACCAAGAGCCGCAAAUCAGUCAUUAUUCGUAUGCCGGUCGCCCUUGGUAUUGCCAAGCUGUUGCGUAGGCUUCCCGAGCGAACGAUGCGUAUCAACCUUCCUUCCUUGUUGAUCAGUCUUUGUCAAAUGAUUCGUAGCCGUGCUCAAGAUGUCCGUGAUAUCAUUCGAGAAACCCUCAUCAAAAUCAAUGCCUUUUUGGGACCCGCCUAUUUGUCAUUUAUUAUCAAGGAGCUGCGUACAGCAUUGACCAAAGGCUAUGAACUUCAUGUGCUUGGCUACACUGUGAACAUGCUCAUCAGCAAGACCAUUCCACAUGUGAGCGUUGGUGGCCUUGAUCACUGUCUCGAGGAUAUCGUUCAAGUGCUUGUGAAUGAUGUAUUUGGUGCCACUGGACAAGAAAAGGAAGCUGAUGAAAUGACUGGAAAGACCAAGGAAGCAAAGAACCAAAAGAGUUUGGGCACGUUUGAGCAGUUGAGCAAAGUCAUCCACUUUAACAACAUUUACGUGAUGCUUGUUCCUCUCCGUGAUAUCAUGGCUGAAACCCAAAGUCUCAAGGUGUUGAACAAGGUCGACAAUAUUUUGAAGCGUGUAUCGACCGGCUUGGUGCAAAAUCCAGAAUUCGGAUCAUUGGAUCUUCUCGACUUCUCAUCCGCUUUGGUGACUGAGAAUUUGGAUGCAUUCAAGGUCAAACCCAAGGAAAACGUGGAAAAGAGUCAGCUUGAGAAGAAUUAUGAGGUGCAAUUGAAGCGACCUGGCACUGGCCCUGUGGAUCAUUACAAAGCCAAUGCAUAUCGAUUUGUCGCCUUUGGUUUGUCACUUUUCCAUACAGCGCUUCGUCGAGAUAAGUUUGAUGGGAAAGACCAAAGCCACAUACAAAAACUGGAUCCCUUCGCAGCGACGGUUGUCAACACCAUGCAUUCAAGCCACGUGCCAAAUGUCAUCCUUGCUUGCAAAGUCAUGCGUCUUUUGAUGCGUUAUCCUCUACGUUCUUUGAAACGAUUGAUGCCAGUGGUCAUUAAGCGGAACUUCCAAUUGAUCAAGCAAGCUAGCACCACAAAAUCGGAGACUGUGCAAAAUUGUAUCAAGCUUUUGACGGUGUGCAUUCGUGAUCCCACUUGGAAAAUCACUGACAACCAGCUUGUGUACUUAAUCGUGACCAUUCAGCCUGAUAUCGAAGAACCAGAACGACAAAGCACAGUGUUUGGUUUGAUACGAGCCAUCAUUUCACGUAAGAUUAUGGCGCCUGAGCUCUAUGAUUUGGUGGAUCGCAUCUCUCAAGUUAUGGUGACCAAUCAAGCUCGUGAGAUACGCGAUCAAGCACGUGCCACAUACUUUGCUUUCCUUAUGGAUUACCCUCAAAGCCAAGAUCGUCUCAAGUUGCAAAUGAGCUUUGUAAUCAAGAACCUUGAAUAUGUUCAUGAGAGUGGUCGUGUAUCGGUGAUGGAAUUAUUGCAUCAAGUCAUUGAUAAGUUUGGUGAUCAAAUCCUCUUGCAAUUUGUGGAGCCAAUGUUCCUGGGCUUGGUGUUACGCUUGAUCAACGAUGAUUCUGCCAGAUGUCGUGAAAUGUCCGCUGAAUUGAUCAAACAACUUGCAGCUCGUUGUACUGAAGAUAAGUUGGAGGUCAUGUAUCGUCUUUUGAAUACCUGGUCCGAUCAGCAAGGCAAGGAGAAUUUGCAACGUGCCGCCUGUCAAGUGUAUGGCUUAAUUAUCGAUGUACUUGGAGAUUCAUCAAAGUCACUCGCAUCUAAUGUGAUGCCUCGGAUUACACGAAUUCUUCAUGAGAAUCGAGAAGAGGAGAUGGUGGAUCAAGAAGAAGCUGAGACGGAUGAUAUGGAAGUGGACAUUCCUUGGGAAGUGGUUUACUAUGCAUUGAAUACGGCAAGCAAGAUCGCCACCUUGUUCCCUGAUCUCGUGCGGGACACCGAAUUUUGGGAACUUGUAUCAGUGUUGCUUGUUCAUCCCCAUACAUGGAUUCGUAUAUCGACAGCGCGAUUAUUUGGCUCCUAUUUCUCUGGUAUCGAUCCCGAACAUCGCACCUAUACCGAUGGCCAGCGUUGCGACUUCCUACAAAAGAAGAACUUGCGUGACAUCACAAUGCGAUUCUUGCAGCAGCUCAAAAGCGAAUACCUCACGGAUGAGCAAUCAAAUCAAGUUUUACGCAACCUUGUCUUUAUCAGCAAGUGCUUCUUUUAUUUACCACCAGAAGAAGAUACGAUGGAUAUGGAGACUUCAAACAAGGCCGAUGCAACAACAGAGGAGGCUGCUAAGGAUGAUGAAGCAAGCUCAAGUAAACUUGAUCAGCCUAUCAAACACAAUGCUCAUUAUUGGAUGCUCCGACGAUUCUCCUUUGUGGCUCGUGGUGGAUCUAAUACAACAGGCCAUCGAAUGCGUGCGUCAAUCUUUAAAUGGUUUGCUGCUGUCGCCAAUCACGUGCCUAGUGAUGAGUUACCGCCCUAUCUGGUAACCAUGAUCGCUCCCAUGUACAAGAUCACCAACGAUGAUAAAACCAAGGUGGAAGGAUUUGAUGAGCUGAAGCAACUAGCAAAUCAAGUACUCCAACUAUUACAAAAGCAGGCGGGCUCUACGAUCUAUUUUGCAGCCUAUCAACGUGUUCGCCAACGCAACCUUGAUGCACGAGAAGAACGAAAGGCCAAACGUGCCAUUGAAGCUGUUGCCAAUCCUGAAAUAGCAGCAAGAAAGAAAGCUCGCAAACGACAAAAGCAACAAAAGAGAUCAUAG
Molecule: messenger RNA, 8088 nt
Organism: Lichtheimia ornata
Lineage: Eukaryota; Fungi; Mucoromycota; Mucoromycetes; Mucorales; Lichtheimiaceae
Exons: 15
Coding region: 1-8088 (2695 amino acids)
Cellular component (GO): small-subunit processome; 90S preribosome; nucleolus
Source: RefSeq, a predicted model, not a curated record